Molecule: messenger RNA, 3349 nt
Organism: Aspergillus fijiensis CBS 313.89
Lineage: Eukaryota; Fungi; Ascomycota; Eurotiomycetes; Eurotiales; Aspergillaceae
Gene: atgI
Product: autophagy protein ATG9
Exons: 2
Coding region: 381-3239 (952 amino acids)
Biological process (GO): autophagy of mitochondrion; protein localization to phagophore assembly site
Cellular component (GO): autophagosome; phagophore assembly site
Source: RefSeq, a predicted model, not a curated record
GCGGCUUAUCACGAGGGCAGCCGGUCACCAGCUUCUUUGGCACUCCUGACCUUGACCGCGUCAACCGACCUGCUUCAUUUCCAAAAGUCAAUAGCUCCACCCUGUCUGCUAUUACAUGAUUAUUUCUCGUACUUGCUUUCUUGAAAUUGGUCAGGCAUCAGGUCUUGCUUGGUAGGCUUUCUCUUAUCGGUGCCAGAGGACCGAUUGCCCGAUUACGUUCCGCCAUUUGACCUCCAAAACACCCUCGCGUACCUAGAGUAUACCAGAGCUGUCUCAUAUUCGGCAAAACUCUGGAGCUAUCUCUGGACCCGGCUUGAUGGCCGCUUCCAGCUACUGAUGUGUCUACAGUCCAUGCAUCAAGUCGAGAGCUCUAGCCCAAGAUGAUGACAUCAAAUAUCUUGUCCCGUUUCCUUCCUCCGCAUGGAUCGCCGUCAGUGUAUGAGACCAUCCGACAGCACGAUUCUCAUUCAGACACCUCGGAUAUUGAGGAGCGUGCAGGGUUAGCCCUGGAGGAUGACCAUCUGGGUCAUUUCAGUGAUGGCGAACUGGAGGAAGCCCUAGCACAUGCCGAGAGGGAUGAAUCCCCAGGCCCGAGCGAUCCCUUUUUGACCCCCCCGGUUCCUCAAAGCGCGAAAGCCGCCGGGAAGGCAUCCAUGAAGAGUGUAUCGCGAACCCGGAGAUCCAGUCGCUUACGGCGACCGCAGGCACUAUCGCCCCAACAUAAACUCGAGGACAGUGAUGAUGAGGUUCCGGCUUCUCUCCUCGUGGAAGGGGACCAGGAGGAUGAAGACGAUCUCAAAUCAAAACUUCCUCCUCCCCCACCCUCUCAUAAUCUCCGCGAUCAUGGUCCUCACGCUCGACCAUCCUCACAUAGGGACCAAGCGCGGUGGGAGACAGCCCGGGGACAAUUACCAGUGCAUAGUGCUCCUGGGAAACGCCACCAUGGAGCUUUGUGGUCAGCUGGAUACCCAGAUCUGGCCACAGUAGAUCCCAAAGUGAAAGCAAUGUGGAUGUGGGCGAAUGUGGAGAAUCUAGACAAUUUUCUGAAGGAAGUCUACACGUACUAUCUCGGAAAUGGGAUUUGGUCGAUUUUACUGAACCGAGCGUUAAGCCUCCUGACAUUCGCAUUUGUUGUAGGUUUCAGCAUCUUUCUGACGAAUUGCAUCGACUAUCGCAGUGUACGCGGUAGCAGAACGUUAGAUGACAUUUAUAUCCAGCAAUGCACCAAAAAGAUGUCGUUCUCUUCUACUUUCCUGCUGUGGUUACUCUCGCUGUUCUGGAUCGGCAAGUCCUUUCAGUAUAUCCUUGAUAUCCGAAGACUCAAGCAUAUGCAUGAAUUCUACCAUUAUUUGCUCGGCAUUUCCGAUCCCGAGAUUCAAACGAUAUCCUGGCAGGAAGUGGUCAGCCGCCUGAUGACCUUACGAGACUCUAACCCAGCGACGGCCGGCGCUGUUUCUGCCAAAAACCGCAAAUUCAUGGGGAGCCAAUCCAAGCAACGAAUGGAUGCUCAUGAUAUCGCGAACCGACUGAUGCGGAAAGAAAACUACUUAAUAGCUCUGGUCAAUAAGGAUAUACUUGACCUCACACUUCCAGUCCCGUUCUUGCGGAACCGGCAACUAUUCUCACGGACGUUAGAAUGGAACAUCAAUCUGUGCGUGAUGGACUAUGUUUUCAACGAGCAGGGCCAAGUUCGAACAUUGUUUCUAAAAGAUACCCACCGACGAGCGUUGAGUGACGGCCUGCGCCGCCGAUUUAUCUUUGCCGGCAUCAUGAACAUCUUCGCAGCUCCUUUCAUUGUUGUCUACUUCAUGACUCAUUAUUUCUUUCGCUACUUUAAUGAGUACAAAAAGAAUCCGUCCCAGAUUGGGUCGCGUCAAUAUACCCCGUUGGCGGAAUGGAAGUUCCGGGAGUUCAACGAGCUCUGGCACCUUUUCGAGCGUCGCACGAAUAUGUCCUACCCAUUCGCCAGCCGCUAUGUGGAUCAGUUCCCCAAGGAUAAGACCGUCCAGGUUGCUGGAUUUGUUGCCUUCGUCUCUGGUGCGCUGGCAUCUGUGCUGGCUCUAGCGUCCGUCGUGGACCCGGAGCUGUUCUUGGGGUUUGAGAUCACUCCCGAUCGCACUGUCCUGUUCUACCUGGGUGUUUUUGGAUCUGUUUGGGCGGUCGCCCAGGGUAUGGUGCCCGAGGAGACGAACGUGUUUGAUCCCGAGUACGCGCUACUAGAGGUGAUCAACUUCACCCACUACUUUCCGGGCCAUUGGAAAGGACGAUUGCAUAGCGACGAUGUUCGGAAGGAUUUCGCCACCUUAUAUCAGAUGAAGAUUGUGAUCUUUUUGGAGGAAAUCAUGAGCAUGAUCUUCACGCCUUUCAUCCUGUGGUUCAGUCUGCCCAAAUGUAGCGACCGUCUUAUCGAUUUCUUUCGGGAGUUUACCGUUCAUGUCGAUGGCAUGGGUUACCUGUGCUCCUUUGCUGUGUUCGAUUUUAAGAAGGGCACCAACGUCAUCUCCCAAGCGGACCCUGGUCGACGAGAUCCCGCACGGCAGGACCUGCGGGCCGAUUACUUUUCCACCAAGGACGGCAAGAUGUUGGCUUCUUACUAUGGGUUCUUGGAUAAUUAUGGGGCAAAUCCACGUCCAUCCAACAAGCGACAGUUUCAUCCGCCGCCCACGUUUCCAACCCUCGGGUCACCCUCGGCUAUCGAGAUGGGCACUUAUGGUGAGCGACUGGAUGGAACGCUGGCAAGGCCUGGUUUGGCUGGCGGGAUGAUGGGCCAACAGUCUGCUUUUGGCGCUCCUCGGUUCGGCCCUCCGGGCUUAGGCGAUCACACGUCCCCCGCCCCGUCGAUGCUCCUCGAUCCGCAUCACCAACCGUCUGCGUCCGGGUUCCGCACCACUCAUCGUGCAUCAGCGUACUCUCGCUACCGUCCAUCCCGACCGUCGCGUACCAUUUCUGACCCGAUCGCUGAUGAGGAUGGGCCAUCUACGCAGGCUCGUGGUGUUGGAGUCAGAGCUUCACCGCAUGUAGCUUCGGGGUCGAGCGGGGCAGGCAUCGGAACGAGCGACAGCAAUUUGGGCGAAUCGUGGCGCAUGAAUUUGGUAGACGAGAGGGACGAGGAUGGUGAGGAGAGAGAAGGCGGAGAGAAUGUGGAUGCGCUUGCUGGGGGCGCUGGGGUUUUGGGGCUGAUUCAACGCUUCCAACAAGUGAGCAAGGACAAUCGGGGGCGCACGACUGUUGGGUUAUAGGAUCCCUCUUCUGCAGACAGUGUCAGUCCGUCAGGAUGUGAAUAUGAACGAAUUCCGGAGACUUCCGGCUCUGUGAGCCUCCCGGGUCACCUCCCAGAUAGAUAGUCAUG